This is a messenger RNA of Cajanus cajan (pigeon pea), 839 nucleotides long. RefSeq names its product pathogenesis-related protein STH-2. Gene Ontology annotation, molecular function: abscisic acid binding; protein phosphatase inhibitor activity; signaling receptor activity. Gene Ontology annotation, cellular component: cytoplasm; nucleus. Lineage: Eukaryota; Viridiplantae; Streptophyta; Magnoliopsida; Fabales; Fabaceae. Gene Ontology annotation, biological process: abscisic acid-activated signaling pathway; defense response. The record is from RefSeq and is a predicted model, not a curated record.
GUCUCAUUUCCACGAAACUCACUUUGAUAUAGGGCUGGUGGACCUAUAAAACACCAAUCCUUCCCUCUGGAUCUAGCAUCUACCAUUCACAACUUUGAAUCCCUGAUUUCUUCAUUCUACAAAAUUCACUAUGGGAGUCACAACCUUUACACAGGAGUACUCUUCCGCUGUUGCCCCAUCACGCAUGUUCAAGGCCCUGAUCAUAGACUCCAGAAAUUUGCUUCCGAAGCUCUUGCCUCAGUUUGUAAAAGAUGUGAAUAUCAUCCAAGGAGAUGGGGAAGCUGGAAGCAUUGAACAAGUUAACUUCAAUGAAGCGAGCCCCUUCAAAUACCUGAAACACAGGAUUGAUGUGCUUGAUAAGGACAACUUGGUUUGCAAAUACACUAUGAUUGAAGGGGAUCCAUUAGGUGACAAGCUUGAGUCUAUAGGUUAUGAGGUGAAGUUUGAGGCCACUAGUGAGGGAGGUUGCCUCUGCAAAAUGACAAGUAACUACAAGACCAUUGGGGAGUUUGGUGUUAAAGAGGAAGAGGUGAAGGAAGGAAGGGAAAGCACUAUCGCAAUUUACAGAGUUGUGGAGUCAUACCUGCUAGAGAACCCACAAGUAUAUGCAUAAUUAUUUAUUAUUUAUUCAUUGUGUUAUGUAUCAUAAGAUAUAUACAAACUUAUUCAAUUUUUAAUAAGUGUGUAACCAAAUAUAGGGUUGUCUAGAAUGGUUGCAAAAAAUUGUAUUCCUUAAAAAGUCCUUAUUGUAUGAGUAGUCAAAAGGUACUAGUUGUUUGACAAAAAUAUUUGUAAUUUUGGGGUAACAAAGAAAUGAAGAGUGUUUACCUUUACAUAAA